CCCUUAGCCGUGGGAUACGUGUGCACGUGUUCGUAUAUAUACAUAUAUGUGUAUAUAUAUAUAUACUGAGGCCUGAGGGUGAAAUCCAGUUGGAAGGUGAAUGAUAGCGACAUAAAAUGGCAAUUACUCUCUACGGCGCGGUGCACUACUGGCUGGUGGACCAUCCAAUCAUCAGCCACUACGAGUGGAAGCCCGGCAAAACUCCCGGCGCCACCCCAUCCUUCGUCGCCGCCGCCGUCGCCGCCUAUCUCUUCCUCACUCUUCUCCUGCAACGCUUUCCGAUCCUCCCGGAGCUCCCCUCCGCCGUGCUCCGCCCGCUCGCUGCCGUCCACAACACCAUCCUCUGCGCCCUGUCCGUGAUCAUGGCGGUCGGCUGCGCCCUGUCGGUGAUCCACCAGACGCCGCCGGGGAACCCGAUGUGGUGCGUCUGCUUCCCCGCCGGCACGGAGCAGCGCGGCCCGACGUUCUUCUGGGGCCACGUGUUCUAUUUCUCCAAGGUCCUGGAGUUCGUCGACACCCUGCUGAUACUCCUCAGCGGGUCCCGGACCCGCCGGCUCUCGUUCCUCCACGUGUUCCACCACGCGGUGGUGGUGGUGAUGUGCUACCUCUGGCUGGCGGCGCCGCAGACGCUGUUCCCGGUGGGGGUGGUGACCAACUCCGCCGUCCACGUCCUCAUGUACGGAUACUACCUGCUGGCGGCGCUGGGCCACCGGCCGCCGUGGAAGAGGGCGGUGACGGACUGCCAGAUCACGCAGUUCCUGUUCGGGUAUUUGAUUUCGGGUCUGAUGCUUUACCUGCACUUUUCCGGGUCGGGUUGCUCUGGAAUGCGGGUUUGGGUUUUCAACACCAUUUUUGGGACUACGCUUUUGGUGCUCUUCCUCAACUUCCAUAUCAAGAACUAUGCACGGAAGCGUAAGCUGCUUUGAUAGGAUCAACGGUCUCGAUUUCUCUAUCAUCUUACCUCACCUACUUAUUUCUAUUUCCCUCUGCACUGUAUACCUUUCCUUUGCUCAACGAAACGUUAAUUUAAA
This is a messenger RNA of Andrographis paniculata, 1031 nucleotides long. RefSeq lists its product as uncharacterized. NCBI's taxonomy places the organism in Eukaryota, Viridiplantae, Streptophyta, Magnoliopsida, Lamiales, Acanthaceae. The transcript has a single exon. The record is from RefSeq and is a predicted model, not a curated record. The coding region runs from base 117 to 926 and encodes 269 amino acids. Gene Ontology annotation, molecular function: fatty acid elongase activity. Gene Ontology annotation, biological process: sphingolipid biosynthetic process; fatty acid elongation, polyunsaturated fatty acid; fatty acid elongation, saturated fatty acid. Gene Ontology annotation, cellular component: endoplasmic reticulum membrane.